This is a messenger RNA of Spirometra erinaceieuropaei, 26550 nucleotides long. The record is from the annotation of a GenBank genome assembly. Lineage: Eukaryota; Metazoa; Platyhelminthes; Cestoda; Diphyllobothriidea; Diphyllobothriidae.
AUGAAGACGGGUUCUGCUUGGAUUGCUCUUAUCGCCACUCUGUCCUGCGCACGCACCGAUAACUUCGAUGGAAUUCAAAACGACACGGACCGCAUGAAUGUCACUUUCUCGGUCUGUAAGUGCUUUGUUUGGAUCAAAAAAGACGUUUCGGAUGGGCGUAAUUCUUUUGUAUAUUUUGUUAUUCUUUAAUAAUGCCUUCUGAAGAAAGUGUGAACUGACCAGUUUCUUUUUAGUGCGAUUUACCUUUAUGCCCAUGCAGUCAUGAAAAACGAAAUUAUGAUCUAGUGCCCAUUUUCCUCAAACUUCUUUAAGUGCAUAGAAGAAUGCUAUUUCAGGCUAGAAAAAUCCGCAGUCGCGCCGUAGUGAGGAAAUUAAUAUCCAGUCCAUUGGUAUUUUCUUUGAUAUUCGCCAGCCUUCAUAACUUUGAAGGGCUACGUGCGAAAAAGUUGGCAAAAGUCGUUCGCGUGCCCCCGACGUCUUCAAAAAGAGAACCGAGAUGAAUAUCUCCCAAUCACAGACAAGACUGACAGCUUCUGUUCGAUUUUAAAUAAGUCGAUGGGGAUAUUUCGUUUAUCGUACAAGCUAUUGUGCUUACAUAUUUUGGAUAGCCGAAUAUGCUUGGCACGAAUGAAGAGUUUUAAUAUUGGUUUCUGAAAAUCUACCUAAGUAUUUAUUCGGUGCUUUACCCAAAACCACAGCUGCUCGGUAAAUUAAAUAUUAAGAAGGAGAUUUAAUUUUUGGGACAAGAAUGUUACUCCACAGGAGACUUGGAUCAACUCGCCUGUUCAUAUAUAUCGACUGAAUGACCUAUUUGCCGCAUUUAAAGGUACGUGAUUAAAAAUAUGAUCGAUCUUUCUUUCUAUAUAAAUAGUCGAACAGGUUGUACAUGUCAUCCGAGGAAGGCUGAACUUCUGCGGAAUACCCGGAACGCGGCUUAUUAGUAGUAAUGAUAUGCUGACCUACCGAACUCGUUUUACAAACAAAAAAUUUAGUACCUCAAAAGCAGGCCAAUUUUCACUCUCUUUAAGGCAGCAUCUUAUUUAAUACAAGGAGGAUGCCGCCAUUUAGUGUAGAUUCUAGUGUGAUUUGCGUUUUAAAUUGCACCGUAAAAGAUGUUCAUUAAAUAUGACUCAUGUAUACACUUUAGAAAUCGGUGCGCUGAGGUUAGUUGAUUUCUUUAAAGGUGACAGUAAAAACUAUAUUAUCUCAUGCACCUAGGCAAGAGGGAAAUUACUCUAGGAAACUCAUUUAGCUGCCGAGAUUUGAAUAGGUUUCCACAUGAACAUCCUCUGUAUCCAGGGGCAAGAAGCUUCUCCUCCGUGCCUUCAACAAAUUUAUCAUUGAUUUAAAAUUUAAUCGGGGCAUUAAGGACAUCACAAUUCGUUUCUUCUGGGCCAAUGCAGCUUUGCUGGAGUUAAUAGAGGCAUUAAGAUGGAAAAUUUGCUCGAUUUUCUACUAGAGGUUUCCGAAACCUGACUGUUCACUUGUAAAAUAUUGCUGAAUUAAUGCAGACUGUUUUUCGAUUAAUGUAUGCAUUUGUGUGCAUGUAUGUAUUUUUCCUUUCUAAUGCCUUUUAGGUGUAAUUCACGACUCCGUCUUUGACGCAAAAAGGUGGAACCUUCUCAGUUUGCUACAGCAAAAUGCCCGAAAAAUUGGUCGUGCUUUGGACGUUGCAAAUCGUCAGAAGACCUCCAAUAAGCCGCAAAUGUCUUCAUAUCCGAGACAUGAUAUCAGCUUUACAGUGGCUGAUAUUUCUUCUUCGAGAGGCAAUAUACUCCUUUCUACCGUUUUUAUGAUUAAGGAAUGUCUGCAGAGGUCAAGGGCAUGAGGAAAACACAGUGAAUUUUUAAAUUUAAUCAAUAUGUUAACUUAGCAAAGCAGUGAUGUAAGAACACCAAAGACCUGUGCGGAUAGGCUAGAUUCGAUAGUCAGCGUGGCUACCUUGAUUGGAAUUCCUGAGACGUACCUUCUUUGCCGCGUUUAUGUUAAACUCAAUAACUGACUUAUUAGUCUGACUUGAAUUUUUUGAAAGAUGACAAAUUACAACCGUUUAAUUUCCUUAGAAUAUCGCUAACCUGGACCGAAUUUUGAUAGGAAUUUUUGGCCCGAAAUCCAUCACCCGCCGCCGAAUAACCGAGUAAUAUUCAUUAUCGGCCAACAGCCGGCCAGUAAUAUUUGCUUAGACCGCAAGAUAUACAAAAGUGUCAAGUAUGGUAUAUCGUGCUGUCUCAAACAUGACAAAUUCGAGACUCUGAAGUGCCUCUCAAAGAUUAGUAAAAAAGGAAAUUUGUUGAUUCCUAAUGAAAAUGAUAGAAAGUUCAGCGCAGUCAUGGAUUCUAAUUGGUUAAUCAUGGUGCAAGAUUACAUUUGAUUACAUUUGUCAAAAGGAACAAUUAAUUUUUACUGCCUAGGCACUUCUAAGUUAGUUUCGAAUGAAGAACUUUUCCGGCAAAUGUACCAGUUAAAUGGUAUAUCUUCUUGUCAGGGUGAUAAAUGAUGAAGAAGACUUUCAACCGAAGAUAAAACGCAGGGGUUCUUAAGGAGAAAAGGACAUUUUUCACCCAGUGCAAUUUCGCUUCCACAGCUGGCGCGGACACAGUAGCAAAUUUAUCAGUUAGCAGCAACAAAUGACUUUAUCGGCCAAUAGGAUAGGAAAACGGCCUUCAGUUUCCACAUGACUGUGGAGAUUGUUGGCGAAUGUGUCUAUAUUACCUUCAGAAUGGCUAGAAGCCCUACCUGGGGUUUCACCUCGUAUUCAAUCUACAGCAGAUGUUCUAUCAUAUGAAAUGAUAACCGAGGUUCUGAAAUGCGUCUUCACUUCAAACAGAUUACCUGGGCAGGGUUGUGAUACCAAUUAUCCUCAACAUAAUACCAAGAUAGUACAGUCACUACGGGAUGCCGGCUUUCGCAUGAGCUCCAUGUCGACCGCUAAAUUCUGUAAAAAAGACUCUUUAAGUGGUACCACUUCGCCUCAUUGCUUUUUGAUGACCUUGUGAAUUCAAAUAUUUUUAUAGGAGCCCAACCCUGGUGUUUCACCCCGUAUUCAAUCCAUUUUAGCCGCACUCCUACGGCUGCACCAGUUCAAUCUGACCAUUUCUCUCACGGCCUGCGGCAACGCCCUGCACGUUGGUGAGUACGCCGGGCGUUUUGGCAUUCCGCAUGUGCAUCUGACGACCUCCGCCUGCCCAUAUCAGCCAGACGGUCAGGUCUCUUUCAUUGACAACAAUACCCUCUGGUUAAGCUAUCCGGCGGCCUAUGAGGACAACUUCCUGCAUUCCUACUUCCAUCGGGAAUCUGGCACAGACGCCGUGCAUCUAAUGCAAGAAAAUCAACUACACGGUAGGAUUCUGCAUUACUGGGGGAAAUUUUCAUUGGAAACUUCCAAAAGCAAUUUGGGGGGCAUAUGUCUGCCUUCGAUCGAUCCUCUUCAGGCCUGCACAUUCAUGUUGCUACCGAAAUAGUAAAUUACAAGGCGCAGGCAAGUGGGUAAUUUGGGGGGGGGAGAGUGAAACAUCAAGAUUCCACUCAGUACCAGGGGGAAGGUAGACACCGGGGACUGCUGGCAUGGUGGCUUUGAGCCAUGGCAGCUGUGGAAACUAUAUAAAGACCAUCUGUGCAGACAGAACCGGUUUGCACAGCCUAAAACUUAGUUUAGUCCGCUGUUUGAGAAAAAGGGUAAGAAGAAUCUACCCGGCUGAUGCCAUUGUGAAAGAGCUUAAGAUUAUCGAAAGUCUUUUUCGCCAGAUUGGAUACUCUAAUCAAUUCAUUGCUAUGAACAUUGGCAAAAGACCACCGUACUCUCCAAUGCGGACGGCAAGAAAGGAAGGGUUUUUUAUUAUGGUCCCAUUUCAAGGGGAGGUGCCAAGUAAACUUUUAAGCAGACGCCUACCUCAAGCUGUAACAAGGAUCUUUUCAGUAGCUGACACCCGUGUACUGUUCUCCACCAGCUCCAUCCCAUACGGAGAGGACAAUAAAGAACCCAGACCACUUCUAAGUGUAUUCAAUUUUUCACCUGCUCCUAUGAGGGCAGAAUCAGUCAACAUCAGUCAGUAUAUUUGGAGUAAAUGACAGAAGCCCCUAAAAACGCCAUUUAAACGAUACAAGUGUGAAUGAAAAAGUUAAAGUGCAUACGUUUUGCACGCGUUUUUAAUGUACAGAAUGCAUAAAUCUUAUGUUGGAACCUAGAUGCGAAAAGGUGAUGCAUUUACGAAAUACUGGCGAUAAAAUCGUUCACUGCAUUCGCACUGCGAAAAUUUUCAUCUGAGUCAAAAAAUGACCUAUUGAAUUCAUGUUAGUAGUAUGUUUAUAGUCAUUUCAAUAACCACCUAGACCAGGCUUGGGGAGUUCGGGUUACCUUUUAACAGGUGAUUACCCAGAUUUCUCUUAAAAACAUACGUCAGCAAAGAACUCCAUUGGCGAAUGACCCUCUAUGAGAAAAAGGAGGAACGGUGAUUUGUGUGGCACACUUCCUUUUUAAGCUGGCAAUCGUGUCAUCUGAGACUAGUCUUUAGUGCCAUUUCAAAAAGAGUUUCCCAGUCGACAUCCAGAUCAAGUCCUCUUAGCAUCUGGAAUGUAGUGGGGGGAUAGAGGUUCAAGGUCGUCGGCGCUGAUCGUGCGUAAAAUUUUUGAGUUAGUGAACAGCCUUUGUAGCACGUCGUUGUACACCUUCGAGGAUAUCUGUAUCCUUCCGAAGCCACGGCCGCCAAAGCCUGUACCGCAUAUCCAAGGGGCGGCCAAAUAACUGUCCCAUAUACCUUGCCAGAGACAUCUGCAUUCAAGGUAGUAAGCUUUCCUUGUAUCGCAUUCAUGGCUGACAUUGCUCUCUCUGCGACACUUAGGUCGUCUUUAAUGAAUACGCCAAGGUCUUUUUGCACAUCUAGGGUUUUAAUUGGCUGAUUGUCCAGGAGGUACUGUCGCGAGGGUGCAUUUAUUCUUCGCCUCGGUGAUACUACGUGCAUUACUGCACAUUCUUUGACGUUGAAUUUCACGCACCAUUUUUUGCUCCGUGCAUCGUACGAGCCGGCGUUUGUCCAAAAGGAUGAGAGAACAUUUUCCAGUAUGAUUAGGAAAGAGUAAAGUAAAGAACAUCAACAGAUACAUCCAGGCGCCCAUGGUAGCCACAGACCACCCUGUAGACGCUAGAGAGGCCUUCCGAGUAAUUUACAGGGUUCUGCCAAGCUGCGCGGAACGACUGGGGCAAUGACUUUUGGCUACGGCAGAGUCGGCUGCAAUCAGGUUACGCAAAUCGGUCCUAUCCGCACAGCAGAACUUCAUACAGGUCCCCCGUGUGCCAUGGCCCAAGGCCACCAAGCCACCCACCCGCAUAUAACUACAGUCCCUGGUGUCCACCAUCCGUCCGGCGUUGACUGGAAUUUUGAUGUUCCACUCUCCCGCUCCUUCCCCCAAACCAGAGCUACAGCAUUAUUAGUAAUCAUAUUAAUGUAUAGGCCUGGCGAGAAUUUAUCGAAAGUUUCCAAUUGUUGGACUUUUAAAUACCGUGAAAUGUUCGUUCACAAAUCCUCAUGUCUCUGCAUUUACCAAUGUGGCUUGUACAGUUAUCAAUAUGGAUCAAAUCCACUGCUAAAUUGUAUAAACCCUAUAUGGUCCCCUUUAUUACCGUAGACUAAUGUGGGGUUUUCCAUACGCGGAAAAUACAUGGCUUGUAGUUCGGAAACCCAGAGUCUAAGUGUAACGGCAGGUUGAGUUUAAAAUCAUUCGGGAAUUGACAAAGUUUUUGAAAACCGAACUAUGUCACUCCUUCGAGUAUAAGAUUGGAAGAAGACGUAAUUAUCCACCGAAUGAGCAAUAGAAUGAAUAUUUUUAUGCAUGCUUUCCAUGAAAUAUCAUUGGAAAUUUAGGGGCAUCGAAAAUCAAUGAGAAAAGCUCAAGCUAAUUAAAUAGCCGUUUUUUAUAGCGUGUGGUUUUUGCAUGCAGCCGGGAAGAAGUUCAUUCCGAAGCCGACAUACUGAGAAAUCUGAAGUAUUAUAGAUUUCUGUUGCAGUCUGACCAGUUUUACAACCCUAUAUAACUAAACUUUUCGAAACGAAAACGAAUUUCAGAAUUUCGGUUGACAUUUCAUGAGUUAGCCCGCAUACGAUCCCUGAUGAGGGGGGGGCAGCCGCAAACAUUCAUAAGUAUGCAGUAGCAUGGUGACUGCAUCUUAUAAAUGCUGCAGCCCCUUGUGCAUGAACCACCCGCAUCUGCUUUUUGUCUCUGAUGCUGGAUUCGAGCAGGAAUCCUAAACGUCAGGCUAAUAAAGCUCUUGUCCCAGCGAUCGUGUCUCCUUCUUCAAAACUGCUUCCUGGGACUCGUCUCUUCGCUUCUAUUGGCAGGGGGAAUCUGUGAUGGUGUGGGCUCCAGACUCUAGUACAUCAGUCUCCGUUCGAUGAAUUCGCAUGUGACCGACUAGGCCGAUGAGUAAGGAUGUGACAUCCUGGGGACAGCAAACAUGCCAGAAACGUUCAUAAGGAUCCUUCCUCCACACAUACCUACUAAGUGUAGUCAUGAAAUUCACGAAUUCACUUCUUGUUAAACUAAAACAGUUUCAGGAGUAAAUUACAGCAUUGGGAACUCAUCUCCUGUAAGUGUGAUUUUUAAACGUAAACGCUGAUGCCCACGCGGCGCGGUGAAAGGGUCACUUAAGCCCAGAAUCGCGUUAAGAAAAUCCUACCCACCUCAGAUUCGAAAUUAUUUCUGAUUCUUUUAACUCGACACGAUCAUUGUAACCGCUUUUGUCAGCUGGCAAGUCUUUGGUACAUUUGCAAAAUUAAAAGCACCCUUAACCCGAUACUAAACGUCAUAUUAACUGUGUAGAUCCUUUGAGGUUUUUUUUGAAUUUGAGAAACCGCAGAUGUUAUUCUUGACUCCUGGAACCACCGAAAACCCACCGAUCCCAGAGGCGGCAUCCCGGUGGUUACAUUCCGCCGCAAUACUUCCAGAGACAACGGACCCCAGAACAGACGAAGCACUGCCUUUGAUUUGGAUCACGUCUUCACCGUCUGGAUGGCUCACAAGAUUCCCCAGACAGUAUUCCUGCAUACGAUGUCUCCUGAUGUGGAGGACAUCGUGGCGCAGGUAGGUUGCAACGUUUUGCAACAACACUCAUGCCGAGUUUAAUUGGUCUUUUCAUAACUUAACGUGAAUAACCGUUUGGUUUGCAGAAGCCUGAAGUCAGCGUUGAUACACAAACUCACACUCCCCCACUGUUGUGUGAACUGAGAAAUGUAGUGUCGAGUGUCCAUAUUCAUCUUCCGAUAAUUCAUAAUCAGACCUGCACAACUAGAUGAAAUAAGCAAAUAAGGCUGAAAGCAGCCGUGACAAAACAUAAACAUAAUAUGCUGGUAGAAUUCCCUCCCUCCUCCCCUUCCCCAUUUUCAAUGCUUUUCUGAAACGUGCUUUUAAUAGUGCACAUCGGUUAACAAUUAACAUUGCAGACACAUUCCCGGUACAUGCAAUCCACUGCAUUCGUUGACAUCACGUGAAGUCCACAAAAGAUGGCCCUGAUUGUAUUUUCACUGGGUUCGUUCACUUUCGAAGAACAGUCUGAAGAAAGUUGAUAUCUUGGGUGGCAUCGACUGUUUCAGCAGGGAUAAGAGUUGGGAGUAGUCUAGACUAACCUGAGUUGAAAUAUUUAUGAUAGUCCAUAGAGUGCAAAUUACAAAAUGCCAAAGAAUGCCACAGUAAUAGCAAUGUCUUAACACGGUUGCGUACAAUAGGACAGUGAAAUAAGUAUUGCCUGAGACAAAUUUUAUUGUCCCAAAAUAAAAACACAUAACGGUGAGAGGGCCUGUUAUUUCUCAGGAAUGCACUACGGCAAGUUGGCACAAAUGCAGUCUUGUUUUGGAUUUUGAUCGCAUCAUGCAGCAAAUCCAGCAAUUUAUACUGCUUUGCCUGCUUUAGAAUCAGUGCAACGAGGUCAGUUGAUUUCGCUUUUGCCAGGCGUUAAAUCCGUAAGAUAUAAUCUUAAAACCACAAGCCAGUCCUUUGUAUAGGAUCAAAGUCAAGAAUACACUUUCCGGGAGCUGAAUUCGCCAUCAUAUAUAUCCUUUGCAUUGGGUUCAUCCAGUCUUGAAGUGAUCAAACAUUAUAAUUUGCGAGCUGUUCGUGUUAUCACCUUGUUACGCCGUUCAGUUGACUAAUUUGGAUUUCCAGCUUGCUACGGGGUAAUUUUGCGGUUAGGGUUAAAUAGAAGUAAGUUUUAGGACUAGGAUUAGGGUACGGAUCACAACUAGCGUUGGGAUUAGAUUCGAGGAUAGGGUAAAGAUCUAAGUUGGAGUUCGGGUCAGGAGUGGGGUCAUGGUGGAGUUAAGGCUAGGGGUACGCUUACCUAUGAGAAUAAUUCUAACAAUAAUUCUUAUCUUACCUUAACGUUAACCGUCGUCCUAGCCAUAGCCUUAAUCCCCUUUCAUCUAACAAAACACAUGCUGUGCGCUGGUUGCUGAAACUUAGAAAUACAAACUACUCAAAUGCACAAAGUAGAAAAUAAUACUCACGUAAAUUCUCAACAAUGCUAAUAAAGGCACUUUUAACACUAAAGCAGUGGAUAAUCUGUAGGCAUAGACCGGUUGACCAGUCAAAGAUCCUGCGAGAGGCAGUCCACGAGCUAUUUUGCCAAGAGGAGACACCGGACGUGUGCUGCCGUAACGGUUGAAGAUGCGGUCAGCCUAGCGUAUGCUGAAUGUGAUUUUUAAAACACCCUAACGUGCAUAUCCAUACAGAUACGAUAGAAAGAAGAUUGGGCGUGGAUGAAAGAUGCAAUAAUGAUGGGCUCCCAGUUUGGAUAUAGACGAACUGCUAGCGGCAAGAGAAUGAGUGGAAGGGAAGGUAUCGCGUAAUUUAAGGUUACCAGAUGACAAGAGGGCAGUUAAGUAGAUAGUGUCGAGGUGUCAACGGAUACGAGAAAAUGGGACGGAGUAUCAGGUGACAAGAGGUCACCCAACUACCAGUUGGAAGUCGGCUCAGCUUGAGUUAUUGUACAGUUGUUGACGCCAGUGGACAUUUGAGCCACUGCGGACGUGUGGCAGUGGCGUAGUUUAUGAGAGAGUGUAUUUUGCCCCUUACUGAUUUCAGAAGCAGAGGGAGUAGGACUGGAGUCUCGAGUUUCGCUCUGGCCGAACUAAAUAGUUCUUCGUUUAACGGGAAAGAUUUUAAUAAAUAAUGCUAACUAGCAUCAUGUUUUUAAGGAACUUUAAAUACUUUUGACUUCAGAGUUUGAUUACAUGCCAAAAGUCAAUCAUUUUAUUAAAACCAAGACAACAACACUUCACAUAUAAAGCUAUUUGUUCACAUCGUUAGUAGGGCGCAAUUGCGAGGAAAUUGACACUUCCCAGUGUACCUCAUUGCUCCUCAUGCUGCCUCUAACAUAACACCAGUGUUCAAAGCGAACUCAAACUUUUUUCUGAAAGAAAUUGAACUUAGAGUUAAGGCAUCACAUCGAGUUUGGGGCCAGACAUGAAGACUCUUGAAUCGGUGAAGUCAUUCCACGUCCAUUGCCUGCUUAAUUGCUAGGUUUAUUUAUGCAUAACUAAAUAUGCGAAAGAAUUUAGCGAGUACAUUGCUUUUUUCGCAGUCCAUAAGUUUUUUAGGGGUUUAGUGACAACUUCUACGAAUGUUUUAAGGGAAGAAUACCAACUUUCUCCCAUCCGUACUCCAAAUGUAGAUGUUGAAGGCAAUAUGUGUCUCUUUGAAUGUCGAUCUUUUUUCGUUCGCAGGCCUACAAUGCUGGCCUAAUUUCGCAAAACACCUUCUGGACUAUCCUGGAUGAGGCGGGCUCAAAUAUGAAUGUUUCUGGUCUCACCACUAAACUGAAUGCUUCGGACGAUGCUUCCACAAACUCGAUCAAGGACCGGCAGAGAGCACGACCCAAUCUGGCCUUUAUCAGACGUUAUCCAGUUCUCCGUAAUGAGGACUGUUUUGACACGAAGUUGCCUCUGGACUUUAGAGCGCGCAUGCGCAGACUGUUUGACUGCCGGGUUGACCACAUACCGGUAUGUCGCUUUCAGUAAAUGACACAAUUCAACCUACUGUUUAAGAUAUAGUAGCGGAUAUUAUUCAGCCCCGACAAAUUCUGGAAGAUGGUUUCACUAUUCAUAAUAGUCAAAAAGGUCUGUCUGUUGGCGGUUUGUGAGUAUGCGGUUAUUCCGCAGUGUCUGAUGGAUUUCAGCUCAACUAUUCAUAUCAAAUUUCGGACCAUGCUCGAAAAGGUCUGCUUAGAAGGAUUUACUCAAAGUAAAGGGAACAGUUUGUGAUUUUUGAAAUAAAUGAUGAAUAUUCUACUUCUCAAUAUUCGGCUGAAAUUUUGAUAAUUUUAUUCUGAAAGUCAUUUCUAGUCCCACUGUUCGACAGCACAGAAGAAAGUUCACACUGAAGACUGGUAUAUUCUGCGGCAUCCACAGACAGCUAUUUGAAAUCCUGCUUAGGAAAUCCUGCUCGGGCAGUCAGUUAACAGCAUCAGAUAUGGUGGAUUCCAGACGUUGCGGUAGUUUUGGCGUGUAAACUUGGGCCAAAUGUGAUUAAACUCGCAUCGUCCGGUGGGGCCUCGUAGGUCAGAUGGUUUGAGCGUUGGAUGUACUCAAGCCUCCCCUUGUCGUCGUGGGUUUGAACCCUGCCAAGGCACCGAUCUUUCCCCAGUUAGGUCGAAGUAAAAUUAUCUGAAAGCUGCCAAUAAACCUCUGUAUAUGAAAGCUCUCAGACGGUUGAAAGUUGAGCCCAUUCUCUUAGCGCCCAAACAAGCAGAGGAUGAAGUACAUCAGCUAAAAAGCAUGAUAAUUCGCAAAAGCCUCAGAAACCUGUCCUCUGAGCUGCGGCAGAAUGUAUUUUCAGUUAAUUUAGUUUUUCGGAAGACCAGCGGCAUUAAUAUUACAUUGUAAAUGCCAACUUUUCUCUCAUAGGAAAGACUGAUGGACAUUAUCCUGAUCACUUACCAAGCCGUUUACGGAGGUUCGCGGGAAAUUCACCCACCUUCCGUCGACACUGCGGUCAGACUCCUACGCAACGUUCAAGACGUAAGAUUCACUAAGUUUACAUGGUUUUGCAUAAGGCGCUCCGAAAUCUUUAACAAACUGUUAAGACUGUCUACAGUUUUAUACUUUCUGACCGACCUGCGCAAGACAAUUUGUCCUAGCGAACGAUAGUACUUAACUGAGCCAUCAAAAAGAAAACACUUUUUAUCUUUAAAAUUUGGACGGCAUUUUCACUGGCUCGUAAAAAUCGGGUCAAAGUGAUCAUUAAGAAGUAAAACCCGGCGUGUUUCGUCUGCUGGCAAGAGAGGAAAUUUGUUUGUCAUUCUGACAUUAACUCCUGCUUGUCUAAAAAUACGAAGCCUAGGGUAUAUAUCAACUUAUGAAUGAGCCUCCCCCAAUAAGGAAUUCGAAUGUUAAAAAAUGCGAAAGACGUGCUGCGUUCAUCAGUUGUCAAAAGGAAUGUUGCCUGUGGAGAUAUUGUUACGAUGGCCAAAGCAGUGGGCAGAAACUAUCUACUCCUAUCUUCAAGCCAGGUCGCUGGUAGGGGCAAUAGAGUUGGACGAGAGACAUGCAGCUUUUGUGACUUGUCAAAAGAAUUGUUGCCUGUGGAGGUAUUUUUACGAUGGCCAAAGCAGUAGGCAGACCAUAUCCACCCCUACCUUCAAGUCAGGUCGCCGGUAGGGGAAAAUAUAGUUUGACGCCGGUAGAGAAUGCUGCAUGUGAAACACGGACAAUAAGCUGUAAUUCAAAGAUGCGAACUCAAAUUUCCCUCCAGUAAACCGAACUGAAAUGUACAAACUGGGAACCGGGCGGGAGAUGUGCAUGCCGGACGUCCUCAUAGCAGGCAUCGGUGUACGUCCGAGGCCGGAAUCCGAGUGUCCGGUGCGAGUGCAUAUCUGACUCAGUUUUUAAACUGAUUGUCUGGCUCGGAUUGCUGGGACUGACCGAAAACCUCCCGGUUUUAGCGUUUCACCAGACACUAUGGGAGCAUCCCGUAGGGUCUCAGAAUGUCAGAUAGAAGACUGUUGCUAGUACGUAUGAGCAAAUAUCCUCGAGAGAGAGAGAGAGAGACGCAGAAAGGCAUCCGACGCCGAAGUAGGGUCACUAUAAUACGUGCUUAAUUUUUGACUCCGAAUGGUAACACACCACUUCACAGACAAUAUUUGUAAAUGCUCACAAAGUGAGGUAUUUACAGGCGAAUGGACGGCUCGUAUUCCUUCCCCUGCCUACCUACUCCAGCUGCAGGCGGAGACAGUUGUGGAGAGGACGACGGGUCAGAGAGAUUCAGAAGCUACACAUUUCACGACUCCACUACGGACUCGCUUCUUGUUAGUCGGCAUCGAGAUUUGUGGAAAACAUUUGAGAAUUUCGUUUAUCGACCUGGUUCGACUGUGAGAGGUAAUACGGGCGGGUUAUUUUGCCCUUGAGGUUCAGAGUUCCAUUCUCACCGAUGAUGACCUGGCGCAGAGGGUUUACUAACUGUUAGAUUGUGACCGUUUCUGAUUAGUAACUUAAAUAACCUGACGAUUUUAGCUUCUGGAAUUUAAAACUCCCGAUGUCAUUCCCUCGCAUGCAUGCUUAAGUACACGUUUUUUGGUAUUCUGAUAUUUGGAAAAUACAGGCUGAAAACAAGUCACUAAACUGGACAAUUGCGUCUAAUGUAGAUCUCCGAAGAGAAAGGCGUGGAAAGAACCCUGUUGCCGCAAAAUAGCUGACAAUAGGGGCUGGAUGUUUCAUUUAAUUUUAAAUUUGUUGGCAUUAGUUUACUUUCUGCAGACACGAUUAUCGGGAAGCAGUAUCCAGCAGUCGGCAUUUGGACCUCUCUCUGGCUUACUAAGUUUAAUAGCGCUGACUUGGUCAGGUCAGUUGAGCUUGUUGGAAUGAAAUCGUCGCAGACACUGAGGGGGGACAGAGAAGCCUUGCGGCUACACCCACCGACCGCGAAACGAAUCAGUGUCCCCACACAGUCACGCUGAAGCAACUCUUAGAGCCUACGCUCACAAUAUCACCGUCAGUGCAGCAACGCGACAAAAUAGCAACGCACAUUGCACGGCAAGCAGACAGAAUGUCUCGUCCCUCGCAUGGGGGUAUUUUAUGUGUUUGUGCCUUCCGCAGAUGAACAGGUGUUCCAAUGCAAUUAAGCUUCUGGUAGUCAGUGAAUUUGUUCCAGUGAACUCUAAUAACUUCUCAGGAGAAACUAACGAAUGGCACAAAACUACAGAAAACAACUUACGCCGUUUCUUUGGCCAAAAAACAAAGGACUCCCUAAAUACUUUGACAUCAUCACCAAUAGAAUUCCAAGACAUUAAAGAAUCGCAAAGUAUCUUGUUCGAUGGGCCAUUCUGAUUGCUCAAACGCCAUUAUAUAUAUAUAUAUAUAUGCAGCAUGUUAUUACAGACAAAGAUAUGGGAGACUGGGAUGGCCAUUCCUGGCGUAUUAGCCGUCGUCAGCCAGUCAUAACCAACUCCGAAGUGUGGAACACCCGAGGCUCGAACUCGCCCAUAAGGCACAACGGAACGAGUGACUUCCGUAAGAACGAUCGCUGUGCGUCCCCUACCAUUGUAUAUUCCCGAUCGAAAAUCGACAGGGCAACGGGCUGGUGGUCCAGUGUCUACAGGCGUGGACUUCUAAAUAACAGGUCGCGAGUGCGGGUGUUGCACACUUCGGGGUUGGGUAUGACUGACUGACGAUGGCUAAUAAGCCAGAAAUGGCCAUCCCAUUCUCCUUGUCUUUCUCUGUAAUAGCAUACUGCAUAUAUAAGUGCUGGAAGGCGGGCAUCCCAAGAGAUAUAAAUUGAAGAUGAUAGGUUCUUUGGGAAAAGUAAAAGCUUUAUUAGUAAAUCUUCGAAAUUGGUUCCCCAGCUCGUCGUCAGACUACUGAGUUAUGUACAAAAACAGUUAACUAUUUAAACCGCACCGAACAAGUGAUUCCGUGGUUGGCCGAAGUCUGCGACAAUGCGCGUCAAUGAUAUUUCGUCAUCCCCUCAGCAUUGGCUGCGCUCGCUUCCAUUUGUCCUUGAGGAAUUUGCACGUAGCAUCUAGAACGAUAUGCCGAUUGAUGCAUGCCUCAUCUGAGUGCAUUGCUUCCAGGAAUUCGCGGCCUCUCCUUGUAGGGCAGGCGCCAACAAUAUAUAUAGCCAUAAAAUUGUACAGACUUGAAGAGAACUUACCGAAACAGACGUACGCUUGCCAAAUUGCCUUUUGAAUUUUUCAAUGGGAAUCUUCGCAACUCUAAAAUGCCAUUCUGUUUAAAAUCACGUAGACAGUAUAAGGUGUGAAAAUACAAAUGCUCCUCUCAUCUGCAAAACUCCCGCUGAUGGGGCGAAGUUUACAUAUUUCAAAAAAGUCAUCUUAAUUUGAUGACGCUCUACUGGUAGUCACAUAAACAGACUACGUUUCGGCUACUUUUAGUGGUACAACGAGACUGGCCUUCUCAACAGUCUCUGGAUGUUCGCUUCCAGAACCCGACGACUGCAUGAGCCAAUCACGUUCUACAGGACAGCACAACUUCAAGCGGAUGGCAGCUUAGAGAUGACCGAUUUUGCCGCCUUCCAGGCACCUAAAUCUGACAUCAGCGGCCUCUUUCCAAACGCCUUUUACAGCUUCUUCGGCGAAAAACUUCGAAUCGGCUGUUUGCAGGUACAAGGCUGUCUGUCUAUUAAAAACGCGGAGAAACAUUUCUUUUCUGGUAUCAUGUUGCCCAAUUAUCUCGGAAGACAAUUGAAAAGAAUGAAGGAACGGUUAGAGUAAUCUUAAAGAAGAUUGGGCUGUCGAAUAGGUUCAUGAACAGUCGGUGCUAAAUGGCCAAGAUGAGUGAAGUACGUCCUAUUUGUACAGAAGUCAGUCGGGUUGCCUACGGUCCGGAGGUUGAUCUUAUCACCAAGGUCAUGGUAAGCGUGUAAUCGGUCAAUGACAUCGGCACCAUGAGGAAGCCGCUUCACGUGUAUGAUAAGUAAGAAACCAGCCUUUUGAGAAAAGCAACCUCAGUGCCACGUAUCUAAUGAGUAGUCUUCAAAUCCCGGGGUUGGAUUGUCUAAAAGGCAGGACUAAUCAUGCUGUACCCAUCGCAACUUGCUGUACUAAUUAAUAGUACGCAUCUCCUGUUUUCCUAUUUAAAGGCGAGAGGAUUUGUUGAAGGCGGCAGUCUGGAUGAGAAUGGAUUUCUGCAAAAUGCCUCUGGUUUCCAAAUCGAUUUACUUCAACUGCUUCAGGAGCAAUUCCAGUUCGGGUGAGUUACCAUGUUCACACAUAAGGAUUACAUUUAUCUACUCCGAACUAAUUGGAACCCUCUUGCCAACACCGAGUCAUCAGUCGCGUAAAAUGCUUCCUCAGCCUCAUAAAAUGGACAUGAACGAGAAUAACGGCGAUCAGGCCGCAUCAGGCAGAAUCUGAGAACAGAUCAUUGGUAUCGCACAAUAUUGUCAGUCUGUUUCCAUGGCCGUGAGCUCCACCACUGAUUCACUGAGAGUGUGCAAAUACGAGGGGAAUUGACGGAAAAAAUCUGACGGGGAAAAUCUAACAAGUCAUCAGGGCUUCAUUGUCUGCCGAUUUGUAUAAAUUGGUUGCACAAACUAGCUUCCAGUCAAUGAGGUAUACCGAUAUCCAGCUCUGUUGCACGGGAUAACCCUCUUAGAGCACGGCGGAUCGUGAACUACCUACCGUGGCAUUCUGAACCAGGUCUUGUGAAUUUAGGAUGGUUAGAUUGUAACUGUUGAAGCUGCAUGAAUGGGCGUGACUUUGACUCGUUGGUACUGGCUAACUGUUUGCGUGCGAACUGAUAAUCGGUAUGGCAAUUACGUACCUACACACAUCAUGCUAACAGUUGUUUACGCCAAGCCAAUUUCGCCGAGAGCAGAGGACCUAUUUAAUUGUGCCAAAGGGGAUUUUGGAGACUGCCUGUAUAGGGUUAUCGUCGACUGCCACCUAAUAGGAUAGUUUAAGCACCAGAGGCCAGAAGCGGCAGAUAUUCCUCGGUUCAACUGCCUUAAAGACGAUGCAAAUGAGAGGGAAAGCGCAUAAAUUCAUAUCAGUUGGUUGGCAUAUGUACGUAUAUAGUUGGUUGCCUGUUCGUGACCCUUGUCACCCAUAAGAGUCUCGUUUGCUUCGGAAAGCUAAUAGAUGGGUGUGCGUCCUUUCCUGAUGUAACACAUACCCGAUCUGCGGCGACAGAGAAUGACAGGUGACGAGGCAUUGAUGAACUUCGGUUCGAUGAAGUGCAUAUGACCCAUCUAGUAGACCACAGUGGUGGACCAACUGCGUCAGGUGUGCCUGUUACUGGUCCCCGCUGAUGGUCAGGGUUACGGGCCCGAAACAGUGCCCGAGAUUGCGUCUUCUUGACUCUGCCAGUGCUGUAUCAAUCUACCCUCCCGGACUCUGUCGUCUCCCUCCUCUGCUAUCGUGGCGUGGCCGACUUCGACCUGGUAGGCGGUUGCCUGUUCGUGACCCCUAUCGCCCAAACGAAGCUUGUUUGCUUCGGGAAGCCAAUAGAUCGGUGUGCGCCCAUUCCUGUCGGAAUAAAUACCCGAUCUGCAGCGACAGAUAAUGGCAAGUGGCGUGUUGCUUGAGUCAUGGUUCACGGGAUCUCAGUCUACAAACAAGUGCAACGUCAGCCCUACUCCAUAUUCUCUGCUGAGGCACAAGCUGGCCAAAGUAAUUUGCCAUCCGGGGAGCACGCAGCCGGUGAGCCAGGUUGCCGCGCAAUCAUCACGCCAGCACCUAGAAAGGGUGAUGAGAUUUCAGCAAUUAGCAACUUUCAUGCCGGCAGUCAAACCAGUAGCGCACUAACGGGCAACAAUUGAUGAAGGAAGAGCGGUUACCAUAGGUAUGCGGUAGCAUAGCGACUGCCUGCUAUAAAUGCUGCAACUUCCUGUGCACGGGUCACGCGUUUCUGUCACUGUAUCUGAUGACGGGUCCAAGUGAGAAUCUGAAACGUCUGGCAAAUAAAGAUCUUGUUCCAGCGAUCGCUUCUACUUCUUAUCAGAUCAAUACUCCUUUGGUGCUUCAGCCAGUAAGCGGCCGCCGCGUGCGUCAGUCUGUAUCGAUUGGCUUUUGUCUGUUGCACUUUCCACUGAGAUUUUCGUACGUGGCAUCUAACUCGAUGUGCCUAUUGAUGCAUGACUCGCCGGAGUGCAUAGCUUCAAUAAACUCCCGGCCGUUUUUAGAGGGGCAAACUCCGACGAUAAGAGUUUUAUCCCAUGCGGUGUGCCCAGUAUUAAGCGUGUGCGUGGCCAUUUGAGACCGGUGGCCUUUGCCUCUUAACUGCCAGUUGGUGUUUGUGGAUACGUGUAGAGACAAAUUUUCCCGUUUGGCCGCAGUAUACGGUGUCAGGCAUCUCAUGGGAUCUUAUGGACGACUUCCUUUUAUCGAGAUAGUCAACCCUAUCCUUAGAGUUUACAAGGUGAGUGUGUAAUGUAGUCGUCGACUUGUGUGACAAUUUUAUUUGGUGUUUCUUCAAGCGUCUUUCAGCAAGUUAAGACAAAUUCCUUAUGAAAGGAAGGAUUCGCGAGGAAUUUACUUUGGGCGUUUGAUUAGAACUGUCUAGUUCCUUUACUUUUAACUCUUGUUGUCUCAUGCAUCGACAUACGAAACAUUUAGGGUAACCGUUCUGGGAAACCAAUUCAAACAAGUAGUCUAGCUUAAUAUAGCAGAUUUUAUCAUCAGAGCAAAUUGUUUUGCUCUACGUGGCAGAAUUUUGUCAGUACUCCGCUUGUAGGACAUAGGGCGGUUGCUCUUAUAGUGUAAAAUUAUUUUAGCGUAUGUUUCUUCGCAGUAAACGGACGUGAGUAUUGUUCGUCAGUCUUCCGCUGUACGAGAACAGCUAGAAAUAGGAGUUUAUUGUCAACUUCUAUUUCCAGCAUAAAUGUAAUUCACCGAAUUGGUUGAGUUGAUGGUGUUGUGGAACACAUCCAGUGGAGCUUUUUUAGUAAAAACAAAUAUGUCGUCUACAUAUUGCACCCACAUUUAAGGGUUAACUAAUGGAAGAGCUACUAGUUUCCGUUUCUUCAUUGUCACCUCGGCAAGAAAGCCAGAUAUAGGUGAUCUCAUAGGGGCGCCUUUUAGUUGUUGAUAAUAAUGGUGGUCGAACGAAAACUUUGUUUCUAAACAAAGGUCCAUGAAUUCAAGUAAAGCAACUGCGGUAACAAACCUCGCAUUGACGCAGUUUACGUACUAAAAAAUGCCGAGUUUCUUAAGGCCAUGCACUCCGAUGAGUAAUGCAUCAAUAGGAAAAACUAGUCGGAUGCCGCGCAGCUAAUUGCUCCAGACUAACGCACACAGCGGCUGCCUACAGGCUGAAGCACCAAACGAAUACUGAUUUCUCAGCACGUUUGAAGUGUUAAUUGAUUUUUGCACAUUUAUUCAAGUCUGACGACGAUACGAGGAACCAACGUCGAAAAUUUGCUCAAUGAAGUUCUCCCCCUUCCACAAAGUACGCAUAUGCCUUCAAAUGUAUAUACAUAUAUAAAGUUAGAGGGCCUCACCGACCGUUUUUGCGGAACUCACUCGUUCUCUUGUGCCUUACGGGCUGUCUCUAGAGCCCGACCAGCAUCCGCACAGCGGCGCAUGAUAUAGGCAGUAUGGUAUUACCUACAAAGACAAGGGAGACUGGAAUGGCCAUUUCUGGCUUAUUAGAUGUCAUCAGCCAGUCGUACCUAACUGGUCGCAAGUUCGAGUCCCAGGUGUUCCACACCUCAGGGUUGGGCAUGACUGGCUAAUGACGGCUAAUAAGCCAGAAAUGGCCAUUCCAGUCUCCCUUGUCUUUGUCGGUAACAACAUUCCGCAUAUAAAUAUAUGCACAUAUAUGGGCGAUGGGAAAAUUUUAUUAACAUAUUGCAUCACAAAUGCUAAACUGGAGAAACUAUUCGUUUUGGUUUCGUAUUGCGGGCUUCAAUGAUGUUUGUUCUUGAAGAAAAACGCUGAAGUUUGUUGUGCUCGUUGACAUGUAUCCAAUUUCCCGUAGACAAUUUAUUCAAAAGCCAAGAAUGUGCUCCCAUAAUCUGAGGUUGCGAGUUAACCGUCUUGUCUAAUUCCCCAGAAUUCGCAUACAAGAAACCUGUUAUCCGGAACUAUAUGGAAAAGAAUCUUUCCUUAAUGCUGUCUUGUAGAUAUGAAUGCAAACUUUAAGUUUUAUUCAGUAAUAAUUAAUUAAUACAUACAUUUAUUCCAUUGAGCACCCUUGAGGGUACGGUCACUUCUCCGAGCUUUCCAUAAUUAGUUUAUGAUUUUUUGUCGACGGCGAUAAAACAAUGCUUUCUGCAACUGGACUGCACAUCUUGUAAUGGAAAAGAAACAAGUUUCUGCUCCUAUAGACUUUAACUAGAAAUCUAUUGUCAUCUUCUUCUGUUCUUCUUCUUCCUCCUCCUGCUGAUAAUACUAAAAGGCCUAUUCGUCAUCGCUGGCGACACCACCACUGGCACCACCAAUAUUACAACUACCACUACUACUGCUUCUACUACUACUACUAAUAAUAAUAAUAAUAAUACUAUUACGAUUACUACUCCUAACAGCAGCUUCGCUCCCAAACAUAUACACAGUCCAAUAGGUUAGCACAUUCUUGACUGCCCACCACAAAUAGUUCCUUCCUGAUCAAGCUCAUGCGUGGCUGAUUCGAGACGUUGGCAUAAUGCAAACUUAUGUUAACUUUUUUAAUCAACCUUCCAUGCGAUCGAAUAAAAAAUUGAAAAGAUUCGUUCGCAGGAGCACUUAAAUGUGACUGAAUGUAUGUCCUUCCGCUCUCACCUAGUUUUGAGCUCGUGACGCCCGCGGACGGCGAAUAUGGCCGUAAGCUGCCAAAUGGUUCUUGGACUGGCCUUAUAGGCCUCGUUGUCCGGGGGGUAAGUUGUACCAUAUUGUAGUUAUAUCACAUUCCUCGUAGGAAUUCCGAAAGUUCGCGGAGGUGAAACCUAGAUAUAUUGCCUACUUAAUUAACGCAAGUAGCCUUGACAUGCAGCGUUCGCAGAAACUCGUGGUGCAUGGGCUCGUAUGUCUCACUGUGCCACUGAACAGAGGCUAUGCCAGUGAAAAGCGUCAAUCAUAACAUGAAAAUACCUCAUAGAGGCUAAUAUUGUGAGCAGAUUUCGAUGUAACUUCUAUUCAAAAGGACAUAACACUUCAGCAGAUGUUACCUUUAACUGAUUUUGGAUGCCAUUGUACCCUCAAGCAAAAAUCACAGAAACAACGCACAAAAAUCAAUUUUUGUGCAGCGAUUCUAGAAAUAAUAAUCUGCCAUUUCAAGCCCAAGAAAGAUGAAAAUUCCAAUAUAGAAAACGUUUUUGAUCCGAAAUAACACAGAAACCCUCAGUAUAUUUUUUAUGAAAAAGAGUAUGUUUGUCGUAAGAAGGGAAGUUCGCAAAUCUGGUUAUGGAACCUGCUCAUCGCGUUGUGCAUUUGUAUGGCGAAAGGUAAGGGAAACUGGAAAAGACACUUCUGACUUACUAGCCGUCAUCAGCCAAUCAUACCCAACCUUAGGUUUGGGACACCAGGAGUGCUGUACUUUUGUUCGAAUGACUAUAACACUAAAAUUUUGUUAGAAUUGGAUGGCGUACAAUGUAGCAGGUACUGGUUGUGGCAGACUAGUAACAAUAGUCCUGUUUAAGAAAAAAUAAUUGCUAGCAGCCUAAAAGUUAAUUAUUUGUCUGAGCAAAGUCACACGAAAUCUGCUGUCCGUAAUAUGGGACUGGAUGCCUUAUUCUGUGUCCAUUAAUUUUUGACAUUGAUGAUUUCUUUUUGUGGAAAAAAACCUUAGGUUUGGACAUUCACAUUCUUCGCUCAUCGUAAAGACCGGGUAAAGCAUCAAGGGUCCAUUUAGAAGGAUUUUUUGAAAAUUACGGCAGCCCAGACACCAAAAUAAUUACCUAAUGAACUAUUCCAUACAUGGAAAAUGCAUCGCAGUUUGUCGAAGGACAGUUGACGGACAUAGGAUAAAAGUAGCACACCAACCGAAAAAUACCCCACGCAUACGGCUUUUACAUCCUACGGAAAGGAUUAUUCACCUCAGCAGAAAAGGCAUUGUCCACAAUAUCCUGUGUGAUAUUUGUGAUACCGUCUACUUUGGUCAAACUGGGCAAUCUGUGUCAGCUCGUAUGGGCAUAGCUAGUGCUGACGGGAUAACAAGAUGCAAUUGACGCGAAUUGAGGCGGGCUCCGGUCAGCCGCAGAAUUGCUUGUUAGGCAGGGUUAAAUAGUUUUUUGCACAGGACCCAUAAGUCCGGCGAAAAGUUGGGGACUAGCACUAAAAAAUUUACGUGUGCCUGGUAGUCAUGUGGUGGAUUCUAGGUGAAUUACUUAGGAAAUCCUGCUUGGGCAGUUAAAUUACUGUAUCAGAUUUGGUUGAUUAUAGACGUUGUGGUAAGUUGGGCGGAUUACUUGAACCAAAUGUGAUUAUACACGCGUCGUUCAGCGAGGCCUCGUAGCUUAAGUGGUUAGAGCGCUGGCUGUAGUAAAGUCUUCCCCUUAAUGCGUGGGUUCGAAUCCCACCGAAGCGCCGAGUUUUUCACAGUUGGGUCAAUAUGCAUUGGUAAUAAAAGUUACUUAGUCUCGGAAUUAUCUCACUACUUCGAAUUAAACUUCCUAAAAUGCUUUUGUCCGGCCUGGGAGUACCUGGGCGAACUUUCUAUGUACCAUAUGAGAAAGUGUCAUUUGGCAAAAGGUUUUUUUCGCCAGAAACUCAACCGGCAGACGAAAAGAAUGGGGUCGGUCAAGAUCCGUACUAUGGCCAUUUCUGACUCAUUAGCUGGCUAUACCUGCUUGAUUAUUCUUUGGAGUUUAUAUGCCAGAAGCCGCAUAGAGAACGCUGGGGGGCACACUGCCGAGCCGAACACCUCGCAGCUGUGCCGGGCAGCAGCAGAAUAUCGUCGAAACAGCAGUCUGGGCUUUUAGCUGGUACCUAUAUGGAGACGGCAGCAUAAUACCUUUGCCAUAUAUAUAUAUAUAUCGGUGAGCGCCCUCUGCCACUAUAUAUAUAUGUGUGUAUGAGAAGGAAUGACGAUUUUGCGAAUAAUAAGUUUAUUGCUCUGACGUUUCGGGUGCAGACAAGCUUCCGUUCUCGAAGAAGAGUGUGUUAUCGCAAUGAUGGUCAUUCCAAAAGGGGCUUACCUGCGCACCCAGUGCGACAGGGAGGAAGGGGUGGAAAGGGAGUCCUCGAGCAUCUUGCCACCUGAUGAGAGGGUAAUGGAUUAACUUUGGUGGUCAUCAUCCGCAUACACACGGAGACCGUGGCGGAUCUUAACUGAGGUCUUAGGCUGACAAUUUUGUUUACGAUGCCAUAACCGUCUUCAUUUUUAUCGGUCGGUGUAGUGGAUGGUACGUCGGUAGGGGAAACUGCGCCUUCGUCGGAUCAGGGUUUUUAUGCUGCGACGUGAGUGUCCGCCCUGGACUUGUUCAUGUUUGGAUUUAUGAUUGACUUAGCUUCACUUUUGCUCUUUUGUUCACUGAGCUAAAUCUGGAGGGUUUGGUAGGCCGCAGAAAGUGCCACAUAACGGCUGACGGAGGUUGUCCCCAUGUGCCAGACCUCGACUGUUAGCCUAGCCACGCCCUCAUUCCCACUACUAGAAAUUUCGGCAUUCCGGAAGACAAAAAUAUGUCCAUAGUCGGUGCAGUGUUCCGUCAUCAGCAAUAACUGGUUCAUCCUCCAGAAUGUUUUCAUGUGUUCUCCGGCAGGGGUCGGUAGUCGUUUACCGGUCUCUCCAAUGCUGCUGACUUCGCGGAAGUGACACCUAGAUCGGUAGAUGACGAUUGUGGUUCUACCUCGUGGGAGGGGGGCCUUCAGCCCUAUAACUAGGUGUCGAUUUGUUGACUCCGGCUGGUGGGCGAUGCCAGUCCACAGCCCUUCCAUCCUGCCUCUCUGGCUGCAUAGGUAAACCUUUUUUAACAUGACCAUCGCCACUUAUGAAUACUGUGAAAGGCGAUACCACACCCACUUCUGAGGACAGAAGCUUGUAUGUUUCGGAAACUCCAGAACGGUGAAACUAGGAUUCCAGAAAUCACAUUUUCUUCUUAUAUAUGGGGACGCGCACCUUCGCUUAUAUUCUUAUAUUGUAUUAUAUAUUAUGAUAGUAGGGGGCGCUCACCGAUCGUUCAUACGGAACUCACUCGUUCCGUUGUGCCUUAUGGGCUCUCUCUCGAGCCCAACCAGCAGCCGCACAGCGGCGCAGGAUAUAUAGGCAGAAUGAUAUUACCGACAAAGACAAGGGGGACUGGAAUGGCCAUUUCUGGCUUAUUAGCCGUCGUCAGCCAGCCAUAUGCGAGCCCGAAGUGUGGAACACCCGAGCCUCGAACUCGCGACCUGUUGGUUUAGAAGUCCACGCCUCUACCCACCGGGCCACGAGCCCGUUGCCUAGUCGGUUUUCGAUCGGGAAUAUACAGUGGUAGGGGGCGCUCACCGAUCGUUCAUACGGAACGAGUUCGAGGCUUGGGUGUUCCACACUUCGGGCUUGGGUAUGGCUGGCUGACGACGGCUAAUAAGCCAGAAAUGGCCAUUCCAGUCUCCCUUGUCUUUGUCGGUAAUAUCAUUCUGCCUAUGUAUUAUAUAUUAUAUAUACUUAAAUACAUGCAUGUAUAUGUAUACUUACAUAUGCUAGGAAAACACUCACCAAUCAGGUUAUGGAAUGUGCUUGUUCUCUUUUCCAGUCUCAGUGCUGACUGAUAUCCUCCCACUUAUCUUUACCGCCUUACUGCAGGAGGUAGAGUUCGCUGUAGGUCCAAUCACAAUCUCGGCUGAGCGGGCGAAGGCGAUCCAGUUUAUGGAGCCUUUUCAAAGUGCCCAUCUGGCAGUUUUUUACAGAACCCCGGCAGAAAGCUCCAACCUAGUUCGCAUGGCAACACCCUUUCACUGGCAGACCUGGACUCUUAUAAUCGCCUCCAUCUUCCUGACCUCAGGGCUGAUUUGCUGUCUAAGCCGUUGUAGCCCAUUCAGUGCUUGGAACCUACGUCUGUUGGGCGCUGUCUCAGACGAAAUUAGUCUUUGGGACAAUCUGUGGAAUACAUUUGAGGCCUUCGUGAUGCAGGGUGAGAUGUUUUUGGAAAGUGACUUUGUAAUAGAAAAAAACGUGUUUCCAUGCUAAUUUUCUAAAUCCCCCUUCUGGCCACGCCUAUUCGGCAGCACAGGAAUUCUACCCACUUGCUUAUUCGUCGAGAAUCCUCAUGGCCAGCUGGUGGAUGUACGUUGUCCUUCUACAGGCCGCCUACCAGGCAGAGCUUGUGGCUUUCUUGAGCAGCAGCGAAGUCAUUCCGCCCUUCGAGACGCUUGAGGAGCUGGCUGAUGACACAGCUAUCAUCCCCCUCGUAGCUCGUGGCUCCUAUGCUGCAAGUAUAAUGGAGGUACAGUUUGCUCUCAUGAACAUUUACUUUCUCAUACUCAUUAAAAGCCCUAUCCGAAUGAGCAGAAGUCAGUCUGAGUUGAACAUACACGUUAGAUUACUUGUCACUGGCCCUGAUGAACUAAUAUAUGAUACGGUCUUACGUUUGUGGGGAAAACCACCUGGGUCCCGUGGGGGACUUAAAAGUCCGUUUGAUCUAUCUGGCGAAUUUUCGCGUGGUGGCGACAUGUGUCAACAGUAGGUAACCGACCCUAGCCGCUUACUAUUGUCAUUUCAACAAGCUUGGCCGUCAAGGUCGCCGGCUGUGCUGUGGGACUCUGAAAGCCCGCCAGCCACAGUCAUGCUAGCUGUACGACCAACUCCAAGGUCAACAUGGAUGUCGCUCUGAUUUGGCCACACAAUUCCACUCACCACCUCAACGGUAAGCUUUCCGCGCAGCUGGAUAAAAUCGUCCUUGAUAAGAAUGAAGUCCUUACAGGAUCGAGGGAAUUGUAUUGCUGACGUUUUGAAGGGAUUGGUCGGCACUCUUACAAACACAACUCUGUCCGUACUCUCUUCCAAACAGUUGAAACACACUGCAGCACACCAGCCGACAAAAUAGUUGAGCGACAAUACCUCCAUGCCCUCUUUCGGGCCAGUGGAUACCCAAGCUACUUUAUCAGGUAAAGCAAGUGCCGAGUGAACAGACAACGGCAACAGGAAGAGCAACCCGAUUUCUGGAGAGCUAUUCAUUACAUUAAAUGAGUUUCCGAGACGCUGCGAGGCGGUUUCACGACUGUUAUAACCCGCCAGGGAAGGCACUGUCCAUGGACACCAGGCAACAAUCUGACGUCCUUUGAUGCAACCCAAAGACAUAUUGCCACCCACUGAAACCCAAUGAAUUGUCUAUUAAAUACAUUGUAACGGUGGAGACUGCAACUACGUUGGGGAAAGCGGACGGAAAUUGCAGACCCGCCUGCAUGACAGCAAACUGGAGAAUAGGAUACUAGGCCCAAACUCACAGCUUGAGGCUCACAUCGGAUGAACUGGCUACAGUUUUGACUUUAAAUGAGCAGCCGUCUUAGGCCGGGGUGCCUCAAGGACAGAACGUCUCCCACAUGAAGCUUAGUGCUCAGAUGUCAUUUCCAUCAACGGGCACCUAGACCUUCUUGCGGCCUUUAAAGUCCUACUUCACUGCAUACACCAUGACCAGGACAAGACAGUCACACGGAGCUUACGAAUACCGAGCAAACCCCGCCUGUCGACUAAUUCGCCUAAAAGGGGGACACAAGCACAACUAACCCCAAUUUAUGUGACGACACACAAAACAGGAGGUCACCAGCACUUACAAUUAACGGCCAGUAGUCCAAGGCAGUGAAAGAAGGGAAAAACAAAUCAGCCCAACAUCAACUAAUUUGGCUGUGUAUUCGAAAUUCUGGUCGAUUUUUGCACUAAACUCUUUGAUACUGGAGCGUCGCCCAUGCUAGUCGAAACGUCAGCAGUACAAUUCCCUCGAUCAGGUAAGCGCUUCAUUUAUUUCAGAUUAUCGACACGGAUCUCUUAGGUUUGCUAACCUGAGCUCAAAAUUGCCCUUCUGUUGGCAUUUUCACCUUCUAAUUAGCAAUUAACCUAACCACCGUAGUGGCCACGGUUUACCAGGAUUUCAGCUACGGCGAUGUGUUCAGACGUUUCCCUACUCUCUGCCUUAGAAGGCCGGUCCAGAAAGUACGUAUGGCCGACUCUGGAAACGAACAAUAACGGUCUCCGAGGCGGAAGGCAUGGAGAAAAUUCUCGCCUCUCCGGAGUUCGUCUACAUUGACGAUGAAGUCACCGCGGGCGUAAUGGAGGAUGCCGUGAACAGGGGGAUAUCGAGGAUGAAGGAGACAUUCGCACACUCCUUCUACGGAUUUCCAAUCGUCGCAGGAACGGAAUACAAGAGGGCCUUUGACUCGUAGUAAGUAGAAUUGCUGCCUAUUCAGUGUUGCAUACCAAACAUCGGACGAUCUUUUUGCACUCUCUUUUUGCCCACCAAAACAGCAUUCGUCGACUUAAAGAGACUGGUAUCAUCCAAAGGCUGUACAGCAAGUGGUUGGCCCCGCUGAAGAGGCCGGAUGGGUCGUCAGUCACCGAGGGAUCCAUGACUAUUGACAUGAACCAGAGUUCUGGCACCUUCAUCCUCCUCGCCAUCAGCGCUCUUGUUUCACUCCUCAGUCUCGGCAUUGAAAAGCUGUGGUUCUCAACGCUGCCUGCACUGAAGGCCAAAUGGGACAGUCGGAAGGCGUGCCAGUCUGGGGAAUAG